AUGCUGCCCAAACCAAAGAAAUACACCAACUGUCUGCGGGAACACUUCGGUCUGAAUACGUUCAAGCCGCUCCAAUGGCAGAUAAUACGCGCAUUGAUAGCCCAGCCUCGUGGCAGCGAUGUGUGCGCAGUUAUAGCCACCGGCUAUGGCAAAUCGUUGAGCUAUCAGUUUCCAGCCUUUUACUUAAAUAAGGUGGUUGUGGUUAUAUCGCCGCUGAUUGCAUUGAUGGAAGAUCAGGUAAACGCACUGAACGAGAGAUCCAAGUCUGGGCCAUGUGCCUGCCUGCUGGGCACUGCGCAGGAGGAUCGGACGAUCAAAGAGCGCAUCCUGGCGCUUCAGUUCAAAUUGGUAUACGCCACGCCGGAGUACAUCACCCGUGGUAAUGGCCUCAAAAUGUUGCGUGAUCUGGGCCACAAUCUUGCGCUAAUCGCCAUCGAUGAGGCACACUGUAUCUCAAAAUGGGGCCACGAGUUUCGUCCCGCCUACCGGCAGCUCAGCCAGCUGCGCUCAGCUGUGCCCCAGGUGCGCAUCCUGGCACUGACUGGAACGGCUACGCGGCGUGUGCGCCUAGACAUCUGCGAGCAGCUGCAGAUGCGCAGACCUCUGGUGCUGUGUAGCAACCUGGAUCGACCCAAUCUUGAGCUAACGGUUCGUAUGCGCAGCUCGAACCUGUGGUCCGAUCUGCAGCAAUAUUUGAACUGGGCUGCCGAAGCAGCGGGCGCCGUUAUCAUCUUCAGCAACACAAUACGCGACACGGAGCACAUGGCCCAGGAGCUGUCCAGCCGGGGAAAACCCUGCCACAGCUACCACAGCAAGUUGCCGCUGGAGGUGAAGCGUCGCAAUCAGCAGGACUUCGCCAGCGACGUGGUGCAAAUUAUGGCGGCGACCACAGCGUUUGGCAUGGGCAUUGACAAGCCCAAUGUGCGCCUGGUUGUGCACUACGGUGCGCCCAGCGACAUGGAGCGCUAUUACCAGGAGAUAGGACGUGCCGGCCGGGACGGCCUGCCGGCCAAGUGCGUGCUCUUCUACAGCGAGGCGGAUGCGGCGAUCCACCGGCGACUGCAGCACAGCCAGCCUAUCAGUCAAUGUCGACGCCAAUAUAUACUCAACUACUUCGAUGACCGAGCGUCGUUGGCCACACUGCAGCAGCGCCCUAAUUGCUGUGACAACUGCCGCAAGGCCCGGCAAGCGAAGCCAGCUGUCGAGGUGGAGUCCGCUCCGCUGGACGUGAGUGACGAAUCCCGUCUGCUGCUGGGCAUGCUGCGGGAUCUGAAUGGGCGCUUGGGACUGGGCAAACUCAUCAUGGCGCUGCGUGGCUCACGGAGCAAGUGCAUCAGCAGCGAGUGCCGCAGCCAUGAGCACUUUGGCAAGGGCUCACACCGUUCCAUAGCGUGGUUCAAGGCCCUGGCAGAGCAUCUCAAAUCCCUAGGCUAUAUCAAGGAUGACUACCAGCGCAGCACGAAAAGCACCUUUGGCUACCUCAUGCCCCAGGUGACGCUGCAGGGCUGCUGCUGGCUGGACGAGGAGCAAGCGAAAGCUCAACCAAUAACCGUUCAGCCCAAUUCCCGUUUGGCUAAACUGCGUCAAACCUGUCGCAUGGCCAAACUGCCCAACGACAAUCUCGACUGGGGCUCCGAUAUUGAUCCAAAUGAAGUGGACGAGGCGGUGGAGAAAGGCGAGAACGAUCCGGUUUGGGGACCCGAUCUGGACAUAGACUUUCAGCAAAUCGACGAGGCCGUGGCCAAGUCGAAGGAGACUCCUCCUGCUGACCAGCUGGAGCUGGAAUCUUUGCUUGCCGAUUGUCAGAAGAUUCUGCACGAGGAGCAGGAGGAAGCGGCGCGCACUCUGAAGGCGCGCAAGCGCGUCUGGCAAUAUCUCGAGGGCAGCUACCAGAAGCGACCCCUCAUACCAAAGUACAAAAAGCAAUCGACUUAA
This is a messenger RNA of Drosophila arizonae, 1935 nucleotides long. Its product is annotated as bifunctional 3'-5' exonuclease/ATP-dependent helicase WRN-like. Gene Ontology annotation, biological process: double-strand break repair via homologous recombination; DNA replication. Gene Ontology annotation, molecular function: nucleic acid binding; four-way junction helicase activity; 3'-5' DNA helicase activity. The record is from RefSeq and is a predicted model, not a curated record. Lineage: Eukaryota; Metazoa; Arthropoda; Insecta; Diptera; Drosophilidae. Gene Ontology annotation, cellular component: cytoplasm; nucleus; chromosome.